UUGGACUUUUACUUCCAGACGGCUAGAAGAAAUACUAGAUGACAUAUCGCAUGGAAGAAUGGCAGAAGCAUACCCAGUCCCACCUUCAAAGCUCGUUGAUAGUUCUAUUGAUGCCCUGACAGAAUGUCCGAUAUGUUUAGAUCAGUUCCAACAUCCCAAAGCGCUACCAUGUCUUCAUACGUUUUGCAAAAUAUGCCUCCAUACAUUUAUCCAGGAGUAUGCUUUUGGCACGAAAUCGACGUCAAUGAUUUUCCCCUGUCCCAUUUGUCGGAAGGACACUCAGCCUGCUGACACCUCUGUCAGCCAUACAAAAUGGGCUGAACAAUUCCCGACAAAUAGUCUGGUCGUAGCUAUUUUGGACAUGAAAAAGUUGAAGCUAUCGAAUAGGACAUGUGUACCAUGCACAAAAAAGAACAACCACGAGAAAGAAGCCAUACUUUGGUGUAAAAAUUGCUCCAUGUUCCUAUGCGGGGAAUGCAGAGAAGUACACGACAUUUUUAUUGUCGGGCACGAUAUUUUGACAGCAGAAGAGGUAGAAAUAGACCCAACGAAAACUAUUACCGUCUCAACCAAAUGCGAGGAGCAUGACGAAAUCAUGAAACUGUUCUGUGGGGAUCACAAGGUCGUCUGCUGUUCUACAUGUGUAGCUGUUGGACACAGAAAAUGUGACAAUGUUAUCACUGUUAAAGAACAAGCAAAACUAUUAAACGAAAGCAAUGAUGUGCCGAUUCUGACCAAUAUCGGUAAUGAUAUCAUCACUUUGGAUGUAGUGCUGAAAGGUUCAGAAGAAAAUCUAAAGGAACUUUCACAAAGCCAAAAAAGGCAGUCGGAUGAAAUGGUGGACCUGCGUAAACAAAUUGAUACACAUCUUGAUUACUUGCAGAAAAUCGACAUGACGAAAUCAGUAAUGGAUUUGAAAAAACAGCAAAAUGACAUCAAGUCGAGAAUGACACCAGUACGCAACUUAAAAUCUGCCAUUGAACAAUCGCAGAAACAGAUCAGAGCUGCAGAAAUAUGUAUGGAUGAUGCUGAGCUUGUUUUGACUCUUCAGAAGGUUUCCUCUACGAGGGACGGAUAUCAGGAGACGAUUGAGGAAAUUGUCUCACGAAAUAAGCGAUAUAAGUUGGGAUAUGAAAUGAAUGAAGCAUUGAAGAGUAUACUCGAUACAUUGGUAUUCUCUGUAACCAAAGCAAAGUUAGAAUUUGUUCGAAAUGUUGAUCCAUUUGUGUGGUGCAACAAAGCGAAACAAACAAACACUCUUAAAAUGAAACAGAACUCGCGUACGACAGGUGCAGUAUUCUUUGAUGCUGACACCAUUGUUUCCGUGGACAACAAAAAUAACUUGCUCUGUUGUAACUUCACUGACGGAAGCUUGAAAUUCCUUCUCAGACUAGACGGGAAGCCAUGGGAUUUAUGCAAAAUUAACCACGACAGCGUAGCGGUAACCAUACCGGGGAAGGAAACUAUCGCAAUAGUCGAGGUUGGUGAUGAUAACUUUUGCUUGAAAUGGAACAUUCUCGUCAGUGGCAAAUGUCAUGGAAUUGCAUGCAUAGGCGACAGGUUUCUUGUAACAUGUCCACGUGAGAACGAAAUACUGAUUGUGGAUACCUCUGGUUCGAAUCAGAAAAGCAUUACUUUGAAAAAAAAAAAAAAAAACAUGUGGCAUGCAGUUGCACCUAAAGGUAGCAAUGCCUUUGUUAUUAGUGACAGGAUUGGAAUGAAAGGAGAAACAAUGUUACACAAGCUUGAUGAGGAGGACAUACCGAGUUGUUUCUUCCAAAGCGAUUUGAUUUCUGGUGGAAGAGGAAUGGAUGCUGACGAAUUCAGCAAUAUAUACGUGUGUGCCAUUGACGACAAUAGCAUCCUGAUGGUGUCGCCUAAAGGGGAGAGCAAAAUCUUCCUUUCAGGAAAUGACGGACUCAGUCAGCCGUGUUCUGUUGCUGUCUGUGGUGACCGAGUGGUUAUCUUUGAAGAGAAAAGUGCCACCGGGAAAAUGUUUCAGAUCUUACCUUGAAUUCAUUUUAGAUGUUCAUAACAGACUCUCUAAUUUUUGUUCCUGUUGUUGUCAGUGAAACUUGGCAUCUUCUUUUCUGCUUUGUCAUUCGAGUUAGAUAUCUACAUAAUAUUUAUUUGCGGUCUGGAUAAGGUGUGUUAUUAAUUUUCUAAAGAAUACAUUGACACUGCCAUGUUUUGUUGCACUACUUGUGAUAUACUAUAUAUCCAUUAAACACUGGUUUUUCUUUGGUCAGAUUUGAAAUAUCGGGUAUAACACUUGAUACAAACAUUGAUAAAAUUCUGAAAUUACGAAAUUCACGUUUAUCGUUCAAGAUGUUUGAUUUAGGUACACGUAAUUAAAUUUGAGUUGAAUUGAGUUUAACCAAUAAAAUGUAAGUUAGUAAACACGUUUGUUUUAAAAUCUAUAUACCUAUUCUCCUGUUACUCUUUUCAAACGUUUGAAGAUGGUGACAUUGGAAUGGUUUAACUUACGUCAUUGUACAGAUUUGAUAGGUAUUCAUUGUAGAAAGUUUGACUGACCAGUGUUUGGAAACUUUAA
Molecule: messenger RNA, 2554 nt
Organism: Ylistrum balloti
Lineage: Eukaryota; Metazoa; Mollusca; Bivalvia; Pectinida; Pectinidae
Product: E3 ubiquitin-protein ligase Midline-1-like
Exons: 2
Coding region: 59-2014 (651 amino acids)
Biological process (GO): positive regulation of DNA-templated transcription
Cellular component (GO): nucleoplasm; chromatin
Molecular function (GO): zinc ion binding; ubiquitin-protein transferase activity
Source: RefSeq, a predicted model, not a curated record